Messenger RNA from Cololabis saira (Pacific saury), 5866 nucleotides. RefSeq names its product limbin-like. The record is from RefSeq and is a predicted model, not a curated record. Bases 244 to 4224 code for a protein of 1326 amino acids. Gene Ontology annotation, cellular component: plasma membrane protein complex; ciliary membrane. The transcript has 23 exons. Lineage: Eukaryota; Metazoa; Chordata; Actinopteri; Beloniformes; Belonidae. Gene Ontology annotation, biological process: smoothened signaling pathway.
CCGAUCUUCCAAGUUUGGAGACUUUUUCCAAACUUGUUCAUCUAUGGUGAAUAAAACUCUUGCAUACGUGUAGAAACCUUAAGACGACGUGCCUUGUUUGGCCGUAUUUGCUCUUAUUAAAGGACAAUAGAUAAGAUAAGAUAAGCUUGCGUGAUGUUUCUGAGGAAAAGUGAAGUUUUAUCGGAUCUAACGGAGGCGCCGCGCAGAAACAAUGCAGCCGAGUAGCUAGCGACCAAAUCACGGAUGUUUUGGAAACAAUUAGUCGCGGAGAGGCUCGCAAUAUGGUCGUUUUUAUGGAGUCUCCUGGUUUGGUGUUUGUCUCCGACCUCUGCGGUGUUUUGUUGCGGCUCCUGUCCGGGGACAUCAUGGUCCAGUCCGGCUCUGCACUCAGGGAGACAAGAGAACCAGUGUGCUGUGCAUGCCUUGCAACAUGACCCAGGGAACAUGUCUACAGGUGAAGUCAGUAGACCAAUGUUGUUUUUUGGAGAGAAUCCACUCUCCUCUUCAGCUUCAGCCGGACCAUGGGGACAAUCUUUCCUCUCGUCAUUUACCUACAUGUCAAACAUAUUGCACCAAAGAAACAGCAGAAGCACGCUCACCAGACAACGCCCCCGCCACCCUCUGCCUCAGGUACACAAUGUGGCCCCUCCACCUUCAUUUGGGGUCAAAUUUCAAAAGUGCGCGAAGGUGAAGCUUGACACUGAUCCCCCUCAGUUGUCAUUCUUCCUGCUGAUCCACAACAUGGGCCCUGUGGGUGGCACCAACCUGUCUCAGGUGGCUAUCCGGGACUCUAUUUCUGGAAUAAUACCUCUAAAAACUGAAGGCAGGGUAGUGGAACGAGGCUACCAGACAUUUGCUAUCGACUCACUAUUGGCUGGAUUCCAAGUUGUUGUUAAUUAUACUGCUCACGUAAGGAGUCACAAGAGUGAAAUCCUUGAUCUACCGGCUUUCCUCACAUUUUCUAACGCCUCACAGAAUGACGUGAGUAUGUUUGGGCCGUUGACGGCUAAUCUAACUCUAAGGGUUAAUUCCACUGACAGGAUCUAUCCAAACCAUGGAGUCCACUUUGCUGGAUUCGUUGCAGGGUUUUUUGUCACUUUGGUGCUGCUCUCGUUAGGGUUUCUUGCAAUGAACCUGACGGGUCCCCGAACAAGACUGAGCCUUCUCCAGCAGAAGAGAGACAGAGGUGACUCAGACCCUGAGUACGCAGACUGCAAUAUGAGCGAGACAGCGAAAGAAGAAGCCACAUUUGAGGACAAGAUGGUGGAUGUGAUGGUGUUGGAAGAACCUCAAAACAUGUACCAGGCUUUGGAAAACCUUGAGAUGUCUUCACUGCUGCAUGCCACCAGUAACCUGGAAGCCACCCGGAUUCAGAUUUACAAAGACGUGAUAUCCUGCUUGCUCAGUAGCCUGCGCUCACGUGGCCAGGCCAGUGCCCAAGCGCAGCAGAGGUUGUUCAGCGUGCUUAACGGACAGCUGCUGGGCAUGGAAGGGCGGCUGAAGGAGGAGCGAGGGGCUCGCAUGGCUGCUCUGGCUGGCCAGUGUAACCUGGAGACCCGGGAAGAAAUGGAGGCGGAGCAUCGUAGGGAAGCUGCAGAGAAGGCCCAGGCUGAGCAACUCUGUCAACAUGCAGACCAGCAGGAGCUUCUCCAGUGCAGCGUCCUCCUGGAUAAGCUGCACAAGAUGAGCCAGACGCGGCUUCAGCGAUUGCUUUUGGUCCGACACGAAGAAGCCUCUGCGAAAGUCCAGAGACAGAUCAUUGAGUGGCGACGCGUGGAGCUUCAUAAGAUCUUCUCAGAGGAACUGGAGGAGGCCACGAGGACGGGAGAGUUAGAGAAGAGCACAACAAGGAGUCUUCAGCAUCAGUAUUUUGUCUAUCAGGAUCAGCUAGAGGAGGUGCUGGAUGUAGUCUUUGCUAAUCAGCGUUAUGUGCUGGCGGAGCGCAAUGCGCAGAGAAAGUUCCUGGUACACAGCCUCCACAGCCUCAACAGCCUGAUUUCUGGCACCUUCUCCAGCACUUCCAGCAACUUGGACACCUGGUUCACUCACAUCCGGAGAGGGAGCAUCGUACCUGCAGAGCAGAUAGACCAGCUGCAGGAAAAGGCACAGAAAGAACUUAUGAUGGUGAGGCAACGUCUGGAUGAGACUCUGAACCAAGAGAGGAGGGCUAUGCGCUGUGGACUGAUUAGGAAGAGGAGGGAGCUCAUUUCUGACAUGGUAAGGGCCCACAAACAGAGACAGAGGGAUUUGUCAAGUAUGUCCAGAGGCCUGGAGGAACAGGCGGAUGUAGUGCAGCACCUGCACUGCUGGCAGAGUUUACUUACAGCUCAGAGCUUGGAGCUAGCAGAGCUCAUCAACAGCCUGGAUGAAGAGGCUGCUGCAGACAUCCGCAAGGUGACAAUGCGAGUGAUACAAGGUGCCAUAACUGAUGUCAAAGCCAUACAGCCUUCUGCCAUUCAGGCUGCGCUAACACUCGUGCCUCCAGGGACAAAACACCUCUUGCUGCAGGUGGAACCAGAUGCGGGACCAGGUCAGGGCACCACUCAAGGGGCUGGUGCUCUUCUGCAGGGCCAGGAGAAGCUCCAUCAGGAAGGCAAGGCAGCCUUACGUACCCUCAGCUGCACCAGGGAAGCUUUGCAGGAAGGGAUGGAGAAAGAGCUGCAGGAGCAGAAAGCGCUCAGGGCUCACUUCAGAGUUUUCUUCAGGUGUUUGUGUUUGUCCCAGCUGGCCCAGUCAGAAGAUGACAGGCUGAGGAUGAAGCUGGACUUUCAGAAGUGUCUGUCUGUGAUAGACCGCUGUCUGGUCCUGCCUCACGCCACCUCCAGAACUAAACUUCAUGUUGCCCUCACGGCUUGGAGAGAAGAAAGCGAAGAGCACAUGCAGACAAGUACGCAGUCUAAGGGAAAAGCCACCGAGGUCAGAAAGAAGAAAGCUGCAUCUGAUGUGCUGCUUUUCCAGAGGAAACUCGAGGAGAGGAUUCAGCUGUUCGAGAAGGAGAUGGAGAUGGAGAAUGGUGUGAUGAUUAAGGUGUUGGAGGAAAUGCAGAGGGAGAGAGAAGAUUUCCUGAACUUGCAGGCAGACAGCAUGGCGAUGGAGAUGGCCACAAUCCACUACCAGAAGGCUGAGAGGCGGACUAAAGUUCUGGAGACGGCCAGAGCUGUGCUCACCCUGCAGAACCUGCUCAUCCAACAGCUCGGAGAGAGAAAAAACCUAGGGAAACAAGACAUGGCUCAGAGUAUAAAGAGCCACUGCUCGGGCCUGGAAGAAGCAGAGCAACAGCUUCAGAAGGAGAUGGAUGGCCUGCACAUGCCUCAGUCUGGAGUAGUGUUGAGUAAAAUCCACCAAGAAGUCUCUGAAGGAGAGGAGCCCAGCGAGGAAGAUGAUGUGUUUCAUUUGCAGUCAGAAUACAGGAUGAUGUUCAUCCUCCAGCAAGCACUUCAGAAGUGUGAGCAGGUUAUCGCACUGACGAUUGACAGGUUUCAAAAAUGUACUGACAAUGAUCAAUCUAUGGAAGAUCAGAAAGAGGAAAUGGACCUCAAGAGACUUUACGCAAACUGCGACCAGGAUCUGGAGUUUGCCUCUCAGCUGGUGAAACAGAGCCAGGUGUCUGCUGAGGUCGUCCUAGAAGCCCUACGUCUCCUCCUUCCCGCCCUCCCAGAAAGUGAAUUGCUUUCAAUCACUGACGCCCUCUGCCCCAAACACCAUCCUGUUUCAACUUCUGCAGAGCAGGAGAUCUCUGGGUGUGCUGGAGAGCUGAGCAGAGUUAUUCCUGCCAAACUGCGGGAAGAUGUGGUGCGGAAAAAUAUGCAAAAUAUGCCAGGAUUCGCUAUGGAAAGAGAAAAACUCCAGGAGAGGAGGCAAAGUCUGAUGGAAAAAGUGUUCCCCAGGUCCAGUCUCCUGCUUCCAAAAGAUGUCGUGCCGAUGCUAGCUGAGGAGAAAGGAAAAGGGGACAAUUUAAACAAAGUACCACAACCUUCUCAUAAAUCUGCCGUCCCUGGUAAACGGCAGCAGAGCGACAAGGUGCACACGGAGAAAGAAGGAGCGCACAGCGCAGCAGAGGGAUACGUGACUGCGGCGUCUGCCAGCUCGGCCACGGGAGAACGCUUGUUUGUGUUUCGAGAUCCAACUGAAACGUGUGACAGAGUAGAUAUCCCUAAAAGAAAAAGGAAGAGGAAUUUCCUCAAUUUGAAGAAAGGAUCAGUAGCACCAACAAUCUUACCAUGAGAUGUAUACACAAGGUCUUUUGUAUUUUUUUGUUUUAAUGUUUGUUUAUGGUAUAAUAUAUGUUCAAAAUAAAAUUGAAAAUAGUUUUACAGUGUAGGACAACAGCAUUCUCUGUACUUUUCCAUGUGUAUGAGACAUCUGGCUUUGUUUUUUUGUUUUUUAUGGUGUGCAGUGGCUCUGCAGGAGAACCACAAUAUCGUAUUGCAUCGUACAAUGACAGUAAAGGCUUUUCUAUUGUAUCCUUUCAAGUAAAAGCAGCUGACCUAAACUGCUGCCAGUUAUUUCUUCUAAUUUCUUAACAAACACAUCAUAGAUACAGUUACAUCUGGAAAUAUUUGGACAUUGAUCCAACUUUUUUUAAUUGACCUGUUUAUCAAAAUGUAUUAGAGCUACAGUUUUACAGUGGAAAUGGGCUUAAAGUCCCACAUUUGAUUUCAAUUUGAAGGUAUUCACGUCCAUAUUUGAGGGUAGUUUGAGAAACUGCAGUUUAAUAUCAAGUAACUCCUUCAUGAACACAUAAAUACUCAGAAAUGCUGGUUAUUUCUUUGUUUUUUCCUCGUUUUUUAGGCAAGCAAAAGGCCUGGAGCCAAUUCCAAAAGUGAAAUUUGCCAAAAAAACAAACCAAACAGAGGAACAUGAGCAUGAGUGGUAGCUAGAAGGGCACAGAUGACUAUCAGAGUAUAGGAAUGCAUGUCAGCAGCCAAAUGCUGUGGUGCUGACCGAACAUUGCUUCACGGUGUCAAUGGACAAAGACAGAGAUAAUGCAAAAGCAACACAAGGCAUUCAGUUGUAAAAUGUAUUAUUAUUAUUUUGAGUCAGUAAUUUGAAAUGAAAUGAAAGUUAAAGGACCUACAAACAACAAAACACAGCUUUAGGGAUUUCAAUGCAUAGUUUAUGCUCCUUUAAAAAUGUAAUUUGAACGAUUUGAAAAGAAGAAUCUGAAAAUGAAUUCCUGGAACCUUCCAUGUAUUUGAUUUUGAAUGCCCUCAUAUUAACCCUGAGUCUUUAGGAGAAACAUCUAAGUUAAGCUGUAACGUUUACUAACCAAAUACACCUUUUUAUGCACCUGUAUUUUUAGAUCCAAAAGUCUGAUCAUCACGUUUGCCAGUUUGGUGGAUCAUUCACGUCUAUGUUAACAAUGUCAAACAGGAAUGACGUCAGCAAUGAUCUUCCCAUCAAUAUGGGAGAGGUCGUGAGGACAUUUCCCCCCAAACGGGGCUUUAUGAGUCCAUCAUUGCUCUUUAAAGUAAGAAAGCUUAUGUGAAAAACAUCUGGUUGUCAGUCUUUCUAACGAGUUGAUGACAUCCACUAAAGUUCACCCCAAUGUGAUGUCACACUGAACUUCCCAUUAAAAAGACCUGCAGCUACAUUUCAGCCUCUGCAGACCCUAAUUAUUUAGAAAAAUUAAGUCUUUUAUGAAGCAUUUUCUAUAAUAUAACAUUGAUAAAUUUAAUCUAAGCAGGCCACAAUCCUUGAGACGCCUGUCAGUAAUGAGAGCACUCUGAGAAAAACGAGGCGUAGCAGCUGUCCAGUACCGUGGAUGAGGGAUGGUGAUCAGCACCUGUCAAGUUGUAGUCGGCCACACAUGUCAAGCCAUAUGUACACCUGCUAAAGUUCACGAGAUUUACAAAAUAGAAAUAAA